UGCUCUGAAUUGGUGUGAAAGGCCCGCUGGCAAGGGGAAGGGUCCUAGAUUAUGGACUUGCUCUGUAAACUUCGGGGUUUAGGUCACGAUCAGCGGAAGGGGUUCCUCAUACCUUCUCAACACAAGCCUCACUGUCUGCGCAGCACACUUCGCCAAUUCGAGUCACAGUAGGACUCGGCUUCUCAUCCGAGUUCUUGAAGGCGUCAACAGUCCACAAGACGACUCAAAUGCCACAGUCCUGGAGGAAGCUUGCCGCUGAGAAGCGAGCGAUUCGCGACCAGAAGCUUGCAAAAGCAUACAAAGCCCUGGCCGAUGAUGAUGCUCUCGAAGAUCUGAUCUUCUCCGCUCGAGACGUACAGGGCCUGGUCAAGCUGUUGGGAAAUCACCAGGUCUCGGCAGAGAAUGUGAUUCUCGCUCACAUCAACAAAGCCAAGAUUGCGCAGGAGCAAACAAAUUGCUUGACCGAGAUCUGUUUUGAUGAUGCCCUGGAACAAGCGAGAGAGCUUGAUAAGUUCCAGAAAGAGCACGGUCGUCUAAAAGGUCCCCUCCAUGGCGUACCAAUCUCUCUAAAAGAUCAAUUCGACCUCCAGGGACUGGACUCAACGCUCGGUUACGUUGGUCGUUCUUUCGAGCCCGCCAAAUCUGAUUGCGUCCUUGCUGAAGUCCUCCAAAGGCUUGGCGCCAUCAUCAUCUGCAAAACAAACCUACCGCAGAGUAUCUUGUGGUGCGAGACGGACAACAAUCUCUGGGGACUGACCACACACCCCAGUGACCCGGAUUUCACACCUGGCGGCUCCUCUGGAGGAGAGGCAACUCUCUUACACUUCAAGGGGUCGUUCAUCGGCUGGGGAACUGACAUCGGUGGCUCCAUUAGAAUCCCAAGCCAUAUGAAUGGCCUCUGGGGUCUGAAGCCCAGCAGUGACAGAUUCUCUUAUAGAGGCGUCGCAGUAUCUCAAGAUGGCCAAUGCCAAAUACCCUCGUCCGUAGGACCCAUAGCGCGUACACUUCCCUCCCUAACCUUGGCUACCAAGGCCGUCAUCGAUGCCGAAAGCUGGAAGCUUGAUCCCAGAGUGCCUCCAAUCUACUGGAAGCAGGAUGUGUACGAGGCCUUUUCUGAAAGAACUCUCGUCGUUGGGAUCAUGGGAGACGACGGCAGGGUCAAGCCUCAUCCACCUGUGGAUCGAGUGUUCAAGGACCUUUGUGAGAAGCUCAAGGCCGCUGGACACGAGCUUGUGCCUUGGGAUCCAAGCAUGAAUGCCAGGUGCAUUGAGCUAAUGGAUGAACACUAUCUCGUGGACGGUGGUGAGGAUAUUCGCUCCGACGUCGUCUCAAGCGGCGAACCCUUCCUACCACAUGUUGAAGCACUUGUCAACCGCGCGAAGCCUGUCUCCGUGUAUGAUUACUGGCAGCUUAACAAGCGCAAGAUUGCCGCUCAACAGGCGUACCACGAGAUGUGGAACAAUGCACAAUCAGCCUCCAACCGUCCUGUUGAUGUCCUUCUGGUACCAACCAUGCCGCACACCGCGAUGCCGCACAGGACGUGCCGCUGGACAGGCUAUACGAAGCUAUUCAACUUUCUGGACUACACUGCGCUAUCCUUCCCUGCAGGUACUGCGAGCAAGGCGCUGGAUAUCAAGGCACCUGACUAUGAACCGAGAGACGAGCUGGAUAAGUGGAACUGGGACCAAUAUGAUGCUGAGAAGAUGGAUGGCUUUGCAGUUGGUAUACAGAUUGUCGGUCGCAGGUUAGAUGAGGAAAAGGUGUUAGGUGUGGCCCAGCAGAUACAGUCUUUGCUAUAGAGGACAAACGGAAGUUC
This is a messenger RNA of Emericellopsis atlantica, 1816 nucleotides long. RefSeq names its product amidase. The record is from RefSeq and is a predicted model, not a curated record. Bases 228 to 1799 code for a protein of 523 amino acids. Lineage: Eukaryota; Fungi; Ascomycota; Sordariomycetes; Hypocreales; Bionectriaceae. The transcript has 5 exons.